Clupea harengus (Atlantic herring) is the source of this 20667-nucleotide messenger RNA. RefSeq names its product zinc finger homeobox 3b (gene zfhx3b). Gene Ontology annotation, cellular component: nucleus. The record is from RefSeq and is a predicted model, not a curated record. Gene Ontology annotation, molecular function: RNA polymerase II cis-regulatory region sequence-specific DNA binding; DNA-binding transcription factor activity, RNA polymerase II-specific; zinc ion binding. Lineage: Eukaryota; Metazoa; Chordata; Actinopteri; Clupeiformes; Clupeidae. Gene Ontology annotation, biological process: regulation of neuron differentiation; regulation of transcription by RNA polymerase II.
AAUCCUUCCUUUCUGCCUCUUGGUGAGGGAAAUAUGAGCAUCUUUGUUCGACUCAACAAUAUUGUGCCUCUGCUGUGCUUAGAACAAUGUAAUGUCCAUGCUAAGGUAUUGUAUACUGGAGAUGCCCAAGCGCGCAUGCAGAAAAAGUUGACUUUGCAUAUGCAUGAUUUGAAAGACGUCCAUUUUUGGGGACAUCGUAAAUCGUGAUGAUCGUGAUGUGUCAUUGUAAUCACACAGUCACACACAGACAUGGGGAACACGGCACAAGCGCGCACACGCACAUCCACUGUCUUCUCAUUCUUGCCUCGCCUCACUCGAACAACGCACGCACGCUCGCACUCCCGGUCUCUUUCUUGCACACGCUUCUAUUCUAUAUGGACAUUGUCAUUAAUAUCGCCAUUGUUCGUAUCAAACGUUGUUGCUUUUUGGUACUAUCAGUUCAACGCGUGCACAGCUGAGAACUACACAGUGCCGUUGUUUCAUAUGCAGAUGCGUCCCUUUGUGAUCUGACAUAUCCGUGGAACGUACAUCUUCAAUAGGAGGCUCCCCAUUUUUGACUAUUCCAACGCCUCGGUUCACAACACACCAAGAUUAAGUUUUCAUUAUCAUGUGACAUUCCUUUUUGUAAAUAGAUCAAAUAUGUGUUUCUGACAUGCAUUAUCUUUAUAAAACUAUUAAUAUGUCAACAAGUCAACGUCGCCACCCAACAUAUGUUAGUGACUGUUAGUGAGCACAAACAUUUAAUUUUAAUAUAUCAGAAGUCUCAAGAUCGGACCUCAGUUAUGUUGACAUCCAAAUAAUUUCAUUUAUCUGUUAAUUCUGAACAUUUCAAUAUUUUUUGGCUCUCAUCAAUACGUGGUUUGCCUAUUCAAAGCGGCCUCAAAUAAUUGUACCUAUUAUAAUCCUAAACAUUUUUGUUUGUCCGUCUGACAGGUGUGUCUCCUCAUUCGGUAUACAAUGUGUAAAAUGCAAAAACGUUUCAUUUUAUCCAACUACAGAAAUAACAAACAGAAAUAAUACCAGAUUAGGAUUAUCCAAUAAACACUACGCAUGCAAUUAAUGUAAAAUGGUUUGGUUUGGUUGUGGAUUAGGGACCCUCUGAGCUGUAAUCGGAAAGUAUGCAUACGGAGAUUGAAGAAUUGCCUAUUUCUUUAGAGCGGCUCGACAAUAGAAUUAUCAUGACAAAGGCCACUGGGCCAGUCUCAAAGGUUUAAUUCUUGAAAAUAAACUUUGGAUUUGAGGAAAGAACCUUUUAGAUGACCAUCUAUGGCCAUCACGAAUCAACGUGUUUUAGGAGAACGUGGAGUAAAGCAAACCUGUGGACAACCUCGUCGAUCUAUACUACAGUUGUUACUAUUGAUCAAAUGUCACCUCUUUGAACGCAGGCGUUUGAAAGUUACUCUAUUUAUCAGGGAUAAUUUUUUUUAAACCGUGGGAUAGUAAUGUAUGUCUUUUCAGAGCGUUUUGUGUUUUGGUUAAUAUCAUUUAACGUCAGAGCAUAGUUUAUCACUAGGGUACAGUCGCUGACCUUUUCUAAAGAUGGUGUGGUAUGAUUUGGUAUGGAGUGGGGUUCAACAACAUUCCGACAUUGGCUUGCUAUAUGUAGACAUCGAUGAGCAAAAAUUAGAGAAAACACAUAAGUUAGCUUUACUCCAUAUAUUUAUGCUUCAACCAACGCACUGUGUGUGCGUGAGAGUCACAGAGAGAGGAUAGAAACACACACGCGCACACACACUUUAUCCUACCUACACUGUGUCUGUGUGUGUGUGUGUGUGUGUAUGGUGUGCGUGCACGCGCCUGCGAGCAUGUGUGUAUUACUUUUAUCACGCCGUGGACAUUUUCAUUAACAACUGUUUCAAACGUUCUUUAACUGGGCCUAUGUUACGAACCAAGUAGUCCACAGCAUAACUUGCAAAUAUUCUAAAAAUGUAUCUCAUAUACCAGUGGAUUGUUACUAUUGCAUAUGGAACAUCGACUCACUUAAAGUAGUACACUGAGUUCAUAUAUCAUGUUCACAAAGGGUUAUUUUUGCUUUGCACUUUGGCAAACCAAAAUAUCAGAACCAUGCAAACGACGUUGUUUAAUCAGUCAAUCAGUAGCCUAAGUAAUAGUUUGAAUUUUCCCUUACUCUUAUUUAUACAACUUGGGCACAGGUUUUCAAUCUCCCCAGGUUUCUAACCUCCCUAGCAAUGUCAUAUGAUAACAUAACGCUACAUCUUCUUUUAUAAGUUGCCCCGAAACAUAACAAGGUCUUCAAAAUAUGAAAACACCUAAUAGACCAACUCUGUUUGAAUCACAAAAGCAGCAUUGGCACUCAUGCAUGCAACGUGCUGCCAACAUACAACUUGGUCAAUUUAAGUCCAGGUGAGAGAUUUUACAGUAGCUUAGCAUAAAACUUUUAUCUCACACUAAUAUUACUAAAUAGUCUUUCGUGUGCAUUAGCACCAGUUAGAAAAGUACAUGUGACUUUCAGAUAAUCAAGCUGACAAUGGCGAAAGUACGCUAUUUACCUCAGUUGUAGAUAUGUUAUGUUAUCGUCCGCUCUGUGAGUUUGUGAAGAUGCCAUGCAAGAAGCUUAGCCUACUAAAGCAUACAGCACACCGUUGGAUGCCUCGAAUCAGAAAACCGAAAACAGCCAUUCUGAUGUGAUGUUUGAGAACAUAGAAUAGAUUGUUUCAAGACAUUAUUUUGCCCAAAUCGUUCUCCGUCAAUAGCUUAGUAACUUUGUCAACAUGUAAUGUAUAAAGAAUACUGAAAUGAAUUUACAAAAGUAUUCUCAAGUCUUAAGAGUGGGCUGUAGUCUUCAACACAGUGCACCUCGACAUCUGUGAAGUUACGCCGUGGUGUAUAUCGACUUUAUUAUCGUGUAAUUAGUUUGAAGUUCUUUACGUUGUUUUAUAUUAUUCGGCAGUCCCACUGCACAUGCUUAUAUUCACCGCAAACAUUUCAAUUCACGUUAAAGAUUUUCUUUUCUAAAGGCUCAUGGAGUUGCAUACAGUACGGAUACAAUACAGUGUUGCUCGGCUUUGAAAGUUUUUUUCAAUAGGAGCAAAGAAUAAAAUAACGCAUUUUACAUUACGUACACAUUUUCCUCAUAAAAUAACAUACUAAAUACGGACGUUUUACAUUUACGUUCUAUAUUUACAAACAGGGAAAAGAACGCAGUAAAUGCAACCAAACAGCAAUGCCGCGACUGUGCCGCCACUCUCCACUAUUAACUUUCGCUGUCUUCCUUCUAAUCAAACUCUUACUUUCCGCUGUACCUAAUUCCAUAUUUUCAAUUCCUGAUCAUUACUUUCCUCUUUUUCUUCCUCCAUCUAUCUAUCCAUCCCUCCCUCCCUCCUCUUUCUCUCUCCCUCCCUCCCUCUUCCUAGCUCUCUCCUUUGCUGAAUCUUAUUGAUCCAGAAGGUGGCUAAUUAGCCCUUCCCGUCGUGCCUGUGUAAUGAAGCACAUGCGCACUGAAUUAAUCACAGCCAUUUUUUGCAGGAAACUAAUUAGCAGGAAUAAAGAUCCAAAGAGUUUUUUUCUUUUCAAUCAUCAGAUCUCACUUUCACCUCUUCCUCUCUCCCUCCAACACAAGACUCAUCGCCUGCUUUGCAUCCAAAUUAUUUUUAUAUUGCCUUUACAACUAAUACUUCGUUUUUUUUACUCUCCGCAACAACAAUGAUCUUUCUUUUGCCAUCCUAAACGCAAACUGACCAAAAGGGACUGCCUUGAUGGGAUCUUUAGCCAAACCGUCUCUAUACUGGAUUAAAAAGCGAGGAUCUCAAAGCGGCAGCAAAAAAUUGCCUGGAUGCGAUGAACGCCUCAUGUAGGCAUCAGCAUGGAAAGCUGUGAGUCUCCCGUGGUUUCUGGGACAGACGAUGGGCUCGGUUCCUCCACCACCUCCCAACAGCAGCAGCAGCAGCAGCAACAACAACAACACCCCACACAACCCUGGAACGAUCUCUCUAGCUCACAGGUCCCUCCCAGCAGCCAGCCCCCUUCCCUGGAGCCCCUGUCUCUCUCUGCUCCCUACCCCUCCCAGCUCCAAACCCCCAGCACACCUAGAGAAGGUGUGAGAGAGCAGCAGCAGACACUGACCACAGCCCAGGCCCCCAACGACAGCUCUGUGUCGGGCCAGCUGCACACCCAUAGAGAGAGGCUCGAGGAGGAAGAGCAGGAGGGAGGUAGCUGCGAAGAGGACGAGGAUUUGGAAGACUUAGACGAAAUGGAGAUUGACAGCUGUUUCCCGAGCCUGCAGGCCUUCCCUGGUAUGCAGAUCGCGCCCGGCGGAGGUGGCAUGCCCACCCUCAUGCGCCAGCAGCCCGCCCGGCGGAGGGGCGCAGCAGAAAGCGGGAGCGAGGAAGGAGAGGAGGAGGAGGAGGAGAGCAGCGAUGUGGAGAACCUGGCAGGAGAGAUUGUCUACCAGCCCGACGGCUCAGCCUACAUCGUGGAGAGUCUCAGCCAGCUGAUCCAAAGUGAUGGGGGCAUGCCACCCGGCUUGCUUCCCACAAACUCUCUCUCCAGCUCGGGGAAGUCGGGCGAACUUGCCGGUACCUCGUCCGCAGUGUACCCCCACAUCAUCAACACGUUCCACAUAGCCUCAUCGUUUGGAAAGUGGUUCGGCUCAGACCAAGGUUACCCCAAUACCUCAACCCUGGCAGGCCUCAGUCCUGUCCUGCACAGUUUCCGCGUCUUUGAUGUGCGGCACAAAAGCAACAAGGAUUACCUAAACAGCGACGGGUCUGCCAAGAAGUCCUGCGUAUCCAAAGAUGUACCAAACAACGUGGAUUUCUCCAAAUUCGACGGGCUGGCCCUCUACGGCAAAGGGAAGCCCAUCCUUAUGUGUUUCCUGUGCAAGCUGUCCUUCGGCUAUGCGCGCUCCUUUGCCACCCAUGCCGUCCACGACCAUCGCAUGACCCUAUGCGAGGAUGAGCACCGGCUCCUGGGCGACAACCAGGCCUCAGCCAUCAUCCAGGGCAUUGGCGAAGACAAAGAGCCCCUCAUCAGCUUCCUGGAACCAAAAAACAAGAGCUCGCCUCCACCGCCCACCAUGAUGCCCGUAAACUCUGGCCAGAGCUUCUACGGCACAUUCAGUGGUGUUCACCUGGAGACAGGCAGCGGCGGCUGCAGCAGUGGGGGGAGUGAGGCCCACCUGGGCAAAGACUCUGAGUCGAGUCUCCAGCAGCAAGCCCUCCUCGGUAUGGGGGUGCUCGGCAACCCCAAAACUCCUUCCCUUACCUCGACCCCAGGCCCUGCCAAAGACUCCAGCACCCUGCCUAAGCUGCAGGGUGGGAGAACAGAGGGGCCUGCUGGGAAAGAGGGGACUCACAGAGGGGAGGAUAGGGAAGGGGAGAGCCGCGAAGGCAAGGCACACCUCCCGGGCGAGGAGGUGGGCUUAGAAGAGGAUGAACUGUUAUUAGAAGAAGAGGAGGACGAGGCAGAGGACGGAAGCACUUCGAGGGCCAUCGUUGGUGGUGGUAGCAGCGGCGGCGGUGGCAGCAGUGGCGGACAUGUGGGGGAACCGGCUGUCUCAAACCAAAGCAUUUCCAAAUCUCCUUUAUUAAUGCCUAGUAGCGCUCUCCAGCCUCCCACUUGCCCAUCUGCGGCCAGCCCCACGCUCAACAGCAAAGCUACGGCUUCCUCUUCCUCAGGCAGGGUGUCCGAGGAUGGGUCAGCUGCAGACAAUGGGGGGAGAGUCUCGGAGCUCCCUCUGAGCUUUAACUGCCAGGGGUCAUCUGUACCCGUGGCGAUGGCGGCCACCGCCGGCAGAGGGAGCGAGGACGACGGAGCCGCGUGCUCUUCCACGGGCAACUCCUCACCUCUGGCCUCCAGCGCUGCAGCUGACGAAAGUGCCAAUCGAGAUAGUGCCACAGCUCCAGAACCAAAUGAAUGCCCCGCCGAGGGGGAGGAAGACAGCGGCAACCUCCUAAACCAUCACCACCUGCACCACCAUCACCACCACCUGCACUCCUCGCCCCACGCCCAUGGACACAUGCAUCUGCACCAAGGCAACCCCUGCGAUUUGCUGGGGGUUGGUGAGUGCUCGCAGAACCACGGCGUCGGCGGCAACGGGGGAAGCGGGGUGGAGUGCCCCAAGUGCGACACGGUCCUGGGCUCCUCACGCUCCCUGGGAGGCCACAUGACCAUGAUGCACUCUCGCAACUCGUGCAAGACGCUCAAGUGUCCCAAGUGCAACUGGCACUACAAGUACCAGCAGACGCUGGAGGCCCACAUGAAGGAGAAGCACCCAGACUCGGGUGGCAGCUGUUCGUACUGCAGCAGUGGCCAGAGCCACCCGCGACUGGCCCGCGGCGAGAGCUACACCUGCGGCUACAAGCCCUUCCGCUGCGAGGUGUGCAACUACUCCACCACCACCAAGGGCAACCUGAGCAUCCACAUGCAGUCGGACAAGCACCUCAACAACAUGCAGUCGCUGCAGAACGGAGGCACCAUUGCUUCGGCCAGCGAGCAGGUGUGUGGUUACGCCGGUGGAGGGGUGGUGGCGGUACCGUCGGCCCCACAAGUCAGCACGCACCACCCUGGGCAACACCACCCUGGGCAACAUCACCCCGGGCCCCACCACCCCGGGCCCCACCACCACCACCCAGCCCAGUCCUCCACCCACAUGGCAGGGCCCUGCAGCACGCCGUCGCCCACCAAGCCCAAGAGCAAGCCCACGUGGCGCUGCGAGGUGUGCGAUUAUGAGACCAACGUGGCGCGUAACCUGCGCAUCCACAUGACCAGCGAGAAGCACAUGCACAACAUGAUGCUCCUCCAGCAGAACGUCACCCAGAUGCAGCACGGCCGCCUUGGCCUGGGUGCCAUGGCCUCGCCCUCCGAGGCCGAGCUCUACAAGUACUACCUGGCCCAGAACAUGAGCCUGCCCCCGGGCCUCAGUAUGGACCCUACCGGGGCUGACGCCCAGUUCUUGCUCGGAGGCUUCCACCUGGACCCCAACAUGGCUGCCCUGGCUCCAGCGCUAGUAGGUGGAGACCUCCCCAUGGACAUGCGCCUGGGCAGCGGUCAGCUGGUGUCUGAGGAGCUGAUGACGCUGGGCGAGAGCCUGUCCACCGACCCGUCGCUCAAGCUCUUCCAGUGCGCUGUGUGCAACCGCUUCACCACCGACAACCUGGACGUGCUGGGCCUGCACAUGGGCGCCGAGCGCAGCCUGCCCGAGGAGGAGUGGCGCGCCGUGCUGGGCGACUCGCACCAGUGCAAGCUCUGCCACUACACCACGCAGCUCAAGGCCAACUUCCAGCUGCACUGCAAGACGGACAAGCACGUGCAGAAGUACCAGCUGGUGGCCCACAUCAAGGAGGGCGGCAAGGGCAACGAGUGGCGCCUCAAGUGCGUGGCCAUCGGCAACCCCGUGCACCUCAAGUGCAACGCCUGCGACUACUACACCAACAGCCUGGAGAAGCUGCGCAUGCACACCGUCAACACGCGUCAUGAGGCUAGCCUGAAGCUCUACAAGCACCUGCAGCAGCACGAGAACGCGGUGGAGGGCGACGCCUGCUACUACCACUGCGUGCUGUGCAACUACUCCACCAAGGCCAAGCUCAACCUGAUCCAGCACGUGCGCUCCAUGAAGCACCAGCGCAGCGAGAGCCUCCGCAAGCUGCAGCGCCUGCAGAAGGGCCUGCCCGAGGAGGAGGAGGAGCUCAGCACCAUAUUCACCAUCAGGAAGUGCCCCUCCGCCGACACCGGAGAACUGAGUGAGGAUGUGGAGGCUGCCAGUGAGAUCACUACAGACCAGGAGGACCAAACCAAAGACAGAGAGAGUGGGGGGGAAAAGGAGCUCACCAAAGGGACAGCAGCAACAGCAGCCACAGCAGCAGCAUCAGUGGCAGCAGCCAGCCAGUCGGAGAGGGAGCGGUCGGAUUCCCCGGCUCCCUCCAAGCGCCCAUCCUCGAGGUCUGGGGCUGCGGAGAGCCCCCUGUCCUCCAAGCGUCCCCGGACAGCUGAGAAGAGUGCUGCAGAGCAGAUGUACCAGUGCCCCUACUGCAAGUUCACCAACACGGAUCUGAACCGGCUCAGGAUGCACGUCAUGACUCAGCACUCGGUCCAGCCCAUGUUCCGCUGCCCGCUCUGCCAGGACAUGCUCAACAACAAGGUUCACCUGCAGUUCCACCUCACGCACCUGCAUAGCGUGGCGCCCGACUGCGUUGACAAGCUGAUUGCCACUGUGAGUGUGGCGACUACAGAAACGUUGCCAGCAAGCAUGUUCAUACCAGUCCCCAGCCCGGAAAGGGAGGCACAAAGCACCCCCCAAUCCACAGCCAACACUGGCAAUGAUGACAUUAAGAAACAGACAGAAACCUUAGAUGCUGACCCUGAGAAAGUUCCUUUUUCUGCAGAGAUGACUGAAACUCGCAAGUCACCUCUGGAGGAACACCAGUCUGGAAGAGAAGAUGCAACUGGUUUUCUGUGCUGGAAGAAAGGCUGUAACCAGGUCUUCAAGUCCUCCAGCUCUCUCCAGAUACACUUCAAUGAAGUCCACAACAAAAGGCCUCAGCUGCCUGUCUCUGACCGACACGUCUACAAGUACCGCUGCAAUCAGUGCAGCUUGGCUUUCAAGACUGUGGAGAAGCUCCAGCUCCACUCCCAGUACCAUGUCAUCAGGGCUGCCACCAUGUGUUGCCUGUGCCAGCGAAGCUUCAGAACCCUACAGGCGCUGAAGAAGCACCUGGAAACAAGUCACCUGGAGCUAAGCGAGGCCGAUAUCCAGCAGCUCUAUGGAGGGUUACUGAUGAAUGGAGAUCUAAUGGUCAUGGGUGAUCCCUCUCUUGGUGAAGACCAAGGCAUUCUGGCAGAAGACGACAAAGAAGGAGAGGAGAGUGAUCCAGAAGAAAAGCAGAGUCCUACUGGCAGUGAUUCAGGUUCUCUCCUAGAGGAUUCUGGAUCAGAGCCCAAGAGAGCCCUGCCGUUCAGGAAGGGUCCCAACUUCACCAUGGAGAAGUUCCUAGAUCCCUCUCGGCCUUUCAAAUGCACAGUCUGCAAAGAGUCCUUUACACAGAAGAAUAUCCUGCUUGUACAUUAUAACUCUGUCUCACACCUGCACAAGGUGAAGAGGGCCCUACAAGAGACCACCGCUGGCCAGCCAGAGCCAACAAGCAGCCCUGACAACAAACCUUUCAAAUGCAGCACUUGCAAUGUGGCAUACAGUCAGAGCUCCACUCUGGAGAUACAUAUGCGGUCUGUCCUCCAUCAGACUAAGGCCCGUGCAGCCAAGCUUGAGGCAGCAGGUGGAAUUACAAGCCCUGUAAACACUGGACCAAGUGGAGGGGCCUCUAACACCAUUAGCACUUCUACACCCAGCCCAAUUCCAGUCUCCAACUCCACAUCCAGUUCAAGCAACCGCAGCUGCUCUCCAGCAGGCGUCCAGACAGUGCAGAGUAUGCUGAGUGGCAACCACCUGAGCCAGUCACACAACACUGACAGCCAUGGGAACUCAGCUUGCCAUCCAUCUCCCUCUGAAAACCACGACAUGAAAAAGAAGAAAUUUGCGGACAUGCUGUCUGCCCGAGGCCACCAGCAGCAGCUCCAGCAGCAGCAGUUGGCCCAGGCCCAGGCACAAGCCCAGGCACAACUUCAGCAAGAACUUCAGCAGCAAGCUGCAAUUCUUCAGUCUCAGCUCUUCAACCCGCUUCUCCAGCACUUCCCCAUGACAACAGAUGCUCUUCUACCACUGCAGCAACAGCAACUGCUCUUUCCCUUUUACAUACCUGGGGCAGAAUUCCAACUGAACCCAGAGAUGAAUCUCAGCUCUCUUGGUUUAAGUAGCGCUUCAGCUGCUUUGCUGGAGGAACAUCAGAAGAAUUCAGCCCAGCAGGCCCAGCAGGCCCAGCAGAGCUGUCUUCAGCAGCAGUUAUUGCACCAUCACUUGCAACAGCAGCACCAAGCCCACUCUCAGGCCUCAAGCCAAAUGGCUUUGCUUCAGCAGAGUGCCCAGUACUCACACCAAGUUGAGAAGAAACCAAAGCAACCUGUUCAUCACAAUGAGAAAGAGCGGGACCUGCCGAAGGAAAAGGAAAUGAAUGAUAGAAUUGAGGACCACACCUCUAAAGAUACAUCUGAAAACAUGAAAUCCAAGGACAAGAAAGACAUUCAGCCUAGUGCUGUUAGUAUGAACCAUGAUCUUGGCUUUCCUCCUCCUAGAAUUGCCUCAGAUGCUCGAGGAAAUGCAACCAAAGCCCUGUUGGAAAAUUUUGGAUUUGAGCUAGUGAUUCAGUACAAUGAAAACAAACAGAAGGCACAGAGAAAGCCAACAGGAACUGCAUCAGCAGGCUCAACUGGGCCACCACCAAUCAGCCGAGUCGUCGAUCCUGUUGAAGGACUGGAGAAGUUAGAAUGUGAGGUAUGCGGCAAGCUCUUCUCCAACAUAUUGAUAUUGAAAAGUCAUCAAGAACACAUCCAUCAGUCCUUCUUCCCAUUCGGGUCACUUGAAAGGUUUGCCAAGGAGUAUCGAGAGCAGUAUGACAAGAUUUACCCAUUGAGACCUCAGACUCCUGAGGCUGCUCCUCCACCCCCACCACCACCUCCACCUCCUCCUCCACCUCCUCCUCAGCCUUCUCCUCAGAGAGCACCGACACCAAAUAUCCCUGUCUCUGCCCCUACUCCCCCAACUGUCCCCCCACCACAGCCCACAGUUUCUAUGGCUCAGAUGCCCAUGUCAAUGGACAUGCCUCUCUUCUCCCCACUUAUGAUGCAGUCCAUGUCCCUUCAGUCACUGCCUGGUCAAAUGACAGGUCAGCUAUCAUCUGAAGGACUGGCUAAUGAUCUUGCUCAACUCUACCAGCAGCAAAUGACCCCGGCCAUGCUGCAGCAACAACAGAACAAGAGACCUCGCACACGCAUCACAGAUGAUCAGCUCAGGGUUCUCAGACAGUAUUUCGAUAUAAACAAUUCUCCCAAUGAGGACCAAAUCAAGGAGAUGGCAGACAAGUCAGGGCUUCCCCAGAAAGUGAUUAAGCACUGGUUCCGUAACACCCUCUUCAAAGAACGCCAGCGCAACAAAGAUUCUCCAUACAAUUUCAACAACCCACCAAUCACUACACUAGAGGAUAUCAAAAUUGACUCCAAACCACCUUCACCUGAGCCUCAUAAAAUGGAGAGCUAUGGAAGCAAGAGAUCCUCGAGGACAAGGUUCACAGACUACCAGCUUAGGGUAUUACAAGACUUCUUUGAUGCCAAUGCCUACCCUAAAGAUGAUGAAUUUGAGCAGCUCUCUAACCUGCUUACUCUGCCAACACGAGUCAUUGUAGUGUGGUUCCAGAAUGCCAGACAGAAGGCUCGCAAGAAUUAUGAGAACCAGGGAGAUGGAAGUAAGGAUGGUGAAAGACGUGAGUUGUCUAAUGACCGUUACAUUCGCACCAGCAACUUGAACUACCAGUGCAAGAAGUGCAGCCUGGUCUUUCAACGCAUCUUCGACCUAAUCAAGCACCAAAAGAAACUCUGUUACAAAGAUGAAGAUGAGGACGGGCAGGAUGACAGCCAAAAUGAGGAUUCAGUUGACCUUUCUCAUGAGUAUUAUACCCCAUCUGGGUCUUCAGGCCACACCCCAAUGCCUACAUCCUCAAGCCUCUGCCCUCUCCCACCAUCCACCUCAUCUUUCUCUCACAUGACACCCUCAGAGAAGGAAGAGGCCACCACAGCAAACACAUCCAACUCUUAUGAUGAAAAGCCCAAGCACUCAGCUGAAACCUCCCUAGAUCACAGGGACAGCCAGCUAUCUCUGAAACAGGAGAGCCUGCACAUGUCUGAAACACUGCAGCCAAGACACUCUAGAGAAGAGAAGCCCCUGAUGGCUCCAAAGAACUCAAAGAUUUCAUCUCCCUCCCUAUCCCAGCAGCAACAGCAGAGUGGUCCUUCAGCCUCUCAGUCUAGCCAAGCUCCCUCUCAGAGCUCUCACAUGACACUGAAUCCUCACCUGUCCUCUGCUUCACAGCAACAGCUGGCCCAGCAGAUGAUCCCAUACCAGUGUGAGCAAUGCAAGCUGGCUUUCCCUUCAUUUGAGCACUGGCAAGAACACCAGCAGCUUCAUUUUCUAACUGUCCAAAACCAGUUUAUCCAUCCCCAAUUUUUAGACCGCCCCAUGGAUAUGUCCUUUAUGCUCUUUGACCCUAGCAACCCUCUGUUGGCAAGCCAGCUUCUCUCUGGGGCCAUGCCACAAAUUCCAAGCAGCUCAGCUACCUCUCCCUCAACACCAACCUCAACCAUGAAUUCCCUGAAGAGGAAGUUGGAGGAGAAAGUGGGCACCAGUCCAGGAGAGAAUGAUAGCACCAACAGUGGUGAAGAACCUCACAGAGACAAACGGUUGAGAACCACAAUUACACCUGAGCAGCUGGAGAUUCUCUACCAGAAAUAUCUGCUAGAUUCCAAUCCAACACGCAAGAUGCUUGAUCACAUUGCCCAUGAAGUUGGACUCAAAAAAAGGGUGGUGCAGGUGUGGUUCCAGAACACUAGAGCCAGAGAAAGGAAAGGGCAGUUCAGGGCUGUGGGGCCAGCUCAAGCUCACCGCCGCUGUCCUUUUUGCCGUGCCCUAUUCAAAGCCAAGACAGCCUUGGAGGCACAUAUUCGUUCACGCCACUGGCAUGAAGCUAAACGUGCUGGCUACAACAUGGCCCUGUCAAAUAUGUUGCCUGAUCACGAGGGAUUGCAGCUGAAGAUGGACCCUUUGGAUAUCUCAAACUAUUCUCACCUAAUCCCCUCCAACAACAAUGAUGGGCAGUGUUCUUCUUUGUCACCUCUAAAAAACAUGGAUUUGUCUCCGAGGGCCCUUAUGAGCCCCACAUCUAUUAAAGUUGAGGGAAUGGAGGAAUUUGAAAGCCCAUCCAUGUCCUCUGUGAAUAUGAGCUUUGACCCAAGCAAACUGGACAAUGAUGAUUGUUCCUCUGUGAACACCGCUAUCACUGACACUACCACUGGUGAUGAGGCCAAUGCAGACAAUGACAUGGCCGAUGCAAAGCAUGGCCACAUCAGCAGUGACGUUCUGUCCAAGUCUGGGGGGACAGCACCCUCCCUUGAGAAUGAGGACCAGAUGUCCUCAGGACUUGUGAGCCCGGCAACAAGUUAUUAUUAUAAAGAUUAUGAGAAUGAGAACAUUGUGGAUUACAGUGAGACCUCGAGUAUGGCUGAUCCCUGUUCGCCCAGCCCUGGAGCCUCUGGGAGUAAGAGCAUUGAUAGUGGAGACAGGCCUGGCCAAAAGCGCUUCCGGACACAGAUGACCAACCUCCAGCUGAAAGUACUUAAGUCCUGCUUCAAUGACUACAGGACCCCCACCAUGUUGGAGUGUGAGGUAUUGGGUAAUGAUAUUGGACUUCCAAAGAGAGUGGUGCAGGUUUGGUUCCAAAAUGCUCGUGCCAAGGAAAAAAAGGCCAAGCUCAGCAUGGCAAAACACUUUGGCAUCAACCAGACGUCCUAUGAGGGCCCUAAGACGGAGUGUACACUUUGUGGCGUCAAGUACAGUGCUCGUCUCUCAGUUCGAGACCACAUCUUCUCCCAGCAGCAUAUAGCUAAGGUGAAAGAGACUAUUGGGAGCCAGCUUGAUAAAGAGAAAGAGUACUUUGACCCAGCCACUGUUCGCCAGCUGAUGGCCCAGCAAGAAAUGGAUCGCAUUAAGAAAGCCAAUGAGGUAUUGGGCCUUGCUCAACAGCAAGCAAUGCAGCAACAGGGCAUGUUUGACAGCUCUGCCCUGCAAGCCCUGAACCUUCAGUCAGCUUACCCGAAUCUACAGGGAAUAUCCCCUGUUCUGCUGCCAGGAGUCGGCAGCCCUUCCUUACCAGGCUUUAACUCAUCGAACACAGCUUUAACUCCUCCUAAACCUCCAAACCUCCUGAACAUGCCUGGUGCCAGUGUCCCCUCACCCAGUCUCCCCACAUCUGGUUUACCCAACAAGCCUCCAUCCUCCUCCUCCUUGGCCUCACCAAGCCCAGCUCAGGCCAGCACUUCUGUUGCCCACUCGAGCCCCACAUCUAGUUCAACAUCCACAUCAGCAACUCAACAGCCGGGUUCCCGGGCUGAUCCCCCUAAGGAGCGUGAUGCUGAAAGGUCUAGGGACAAAGAAAGGUCCAAGGAGAAGGUAGAGAGGUCUGCUACACACUCCUCAAUGGGGGGAACUCCAGCACCCACCACCUCAGCUGCCAGUGCCAAGAAAGAGAAACCAGAUACAGCUGUUCCUGCCACCUCAAUGCCAACUCCUGGAAUGGAGUAUGUGGUAGACCCUGCCCAGCUUCAAGCCCUUCAGGCUGCCUUGGCAUCUGACCCUACAGCUCUGCUCACCAGUCAGUUCCUUCCCUAUUUUAUGCCUGGCUUCUCCCCAUAUUAUGCCCCUCAAAUACCCCAGGCUCUCCAAGGAGGAUAUCUGCAGCCAAUGUAUGGCAUGGAGAGCCUUUUCCCCUACAACCCAGCUUUAUCACAGGCUCUGAUGGGGCUUUCCCCAGGGUCCCUGCUCCAGCAUUACCAGCAAUAUCAGCAGAGCCUUCAAGAGGCGUUGCAGCAGCAGCAGCGGCAGCUUCAACAGAUCCAGCAACCCAAAGCGAGCCAAACUCCAGUUCCCACACAGUCCUCGGGGGACCGCAAAGAAACUGCCAAAGAUCCAGUGAAAUCAGAGGAAAAGAAAGGCACUCCCCCCAUUGAUACCUCUUCCUCUUCCUCUCACAAUAACCUACCCACAGAGCAGCACGAGAUGGAUGGCAAAGGUGCGAACCCCCUUCUUGACCAGUACAUCGUCCCCAAAGUGCAGUACCGGCUGGCAUGCCGUAAGUGUCAAGCUGUUUUCAGCAAGGAGGAAGCGGCCAUCGGCCACCUGAAGUCGAUCUGCUUUUUCGGUCAGUCUGUGGCAAACCUGCAAGACAUGUUGAUUAGAGUCCCCAGCAGCAAAAGUAGAGCAGAGGGAAGUCUUUAUGACUGCCUGGCCUGCGACACUACGCUAGAAGGGGACAAAGCGCUCAGUCAACACCUAGAGUCGGCCUUGCACAAACACAGAACAAUCAAACGAUCAGCCAGAAAUGCCAAAGAGCACGCUACUAGUUUAUUACCUCACUCUUCAGCCUGCUUCCCCGAUCCUAACACCGCAUCUACCUCGCAGUCUACCACUCAUCCAAACAGCACCCCCACUCCCCCACCAACAUCAUCAGCCACCAUGCCGUCCUCUUCUGCCUCUUCAUCCUCGUGCUCCUCUUCCUCUGCGGCUGCCCCACUCAGUACCACAGCUGCCGGCAAACCCUGGCCCCAGGCCCCUUUUUCCAGAGCUUUAGCUGGAAAGCCCAAUGCCGCUCCUUCUACGUUGUCAUCUUUUCCUUCAGUAUCCUCACCUUCAACGGUUACCUCAAGUUCAUUGAGCACCUCAGGGGUUCAGACCUCGAUACCAACAGACGUCUUUACUGACGAGUCUGACUCUGACAGCAGUCAGAAGUCAGCUGACAGACUGGGCCGAACGGCAGAGGAGACUCAGCCCAGCUGUCUCAAAGACAGUAGUAGUUGUAGUAGUAAUCUUGCUAGUGUAGGAACAGACUCCAUCAGAUUGUAAAAGAGCUUUCAAUGAUGGACAGUAUUUAAAAAAUGUAAAAGACAAAAAAAAGAAAAACACACAAAAAAAAAAACAAGACAAAAAAAGCAGCGAUGUUAAAAUAUGUUUAAAGGUAUACAAACCAAUUUCAAAAAAGAUGUGUAAAGACUAACUGCAAUUCCAAAGCUUGUAACCAAAAAUUUAAAUGUUAGUGGAUUGUUUUCCCAUAUCAACAUGCUGGUUUUUGUUUAUUUCAACUCAAAUAUAUAUAUACAUAUAUAAAUAAAUAGAGAAGAUCACUGCAGUUAAGUUUUGGCUUAUGAUAGAGGAAUGCUGUAUAGCAAUGGACUGCCUCAAAGUUGUUUAAAUGGCCCCUAAUCCCUAAUGACAAAGUACAAUUUAACACGCUGUCCCUUGUUUGCAAAAGUAUUUCCAUAUAAUAGCACAGUCAGCCAGUGUGUACUGUAUGGGAGAAUAGUCUUACAGUUUCUUGCGAUCUAAGCGUUCAAAUACCAAUGGCUUGCUUAAGUAAAACGAAUGAUGUAAUGUCUAUUUUAUUCUCAGGUCAACAGCUCACAAUUUUUUCUGUUACAGAAAAUCAUUACUUUCUUUUUUUUCUGUUUUGUUCCUAACAUCUAUGUUUUAAAGUUUAAUUUUAUUGGCAGAAAGUAUUCAAAAGUAAAGUGAAAGCAUAGCUUUCUGGGCAUUCAAAAAUGGUCGCUGAAUGGCUGGUUUUAAACAUUUAAAAAUCCUUCACAUGGGAAAUUAGCCCUCCCUCAUUACCCAGACAUGAAAAGCAUUGCAGACUUGUUGGUGGGGAUAAAAAGAUUUUUUUAAGAUAAAACUUUCUGUAUUUAUGAUAGAUAUAAACAUUUUUGGUGUUAAGUAGAUUGUUGCAUUGGAAAUGAAUUUAAACAGUAUGGUAGACUGAAAAAUCUUUGUGUACAUUUAGCUUUUGUAUUGUCCAACUUUAAGGCGCUUCAUUUGAUGUUGUCUUGGUCAUUCCAAUAGACUAGAUUAAGGAGCAGUAACUGAUCUAUACUUUAUUUCUGUCUUAUCCUUGCCUUCCUGGCUAACGUUCACCCAACUGCCAAUAACUGACAAGGCAGGUUCCCUUUUCUCUCAAGGGUUUUUUCUGUCUUCUUUUGGGUUGGUGUGAAUCCAACCAAAAACUAAAAGAAAUCUGAGGUGUUGAAAAAUUUCAAUUAUUUUUGUGUUACCUUUGUGCACUUACCACUGUCUAACUCUCCUUGCCCUUUGACCCCGUUCUCUCUAUUUCCGUCCCAUCCCUUUUUGAUUUUUAAGCCUUGCCUUUGUAGAUUUGGAGAUGGUUACUACUCCUUGUGCACUACAAAGCAGAUGUUUGUUUUUCAUAGUGUGGCUGCAGUCUGUUUAUGGCUUUAUUUUAUUAAUUUUUUAUGUCAUAUAUUAAAAUGAAAAAGAAUAAUAAUAAUAAUUCUCACGCUUUAAAACAAAAGAAAAUCCAAAGACUAAACACUUUCACCAUUGGUGCAUAAAGAUGAGAAAAGAGGCUUCUUUAUACUUGAGAAUUUGUUGCUGUUUUUAAAGGAAAGAAAACAAAGUUUUAAAAUAAAGGAGUACGCAUCAGAGUUGCCGUUUUUGCUUCUUUGCAAGCAGACAGGUGGCUUUUUUUACGUAAAAUACCAAGAAUACCAAAAACCAAAAAAGGGCCCUUGUCCUUGCAUUGUGGAGUAGCACCGUUACAGAGCCAUUGCAGUUUGUAAGAUAGAGGUUAAAAAAGCUCUCUCUCUAUUUUCUUUUCCUGUCACACAUUUUUUUUGUUGUUGUUGUUUGUUUUUGAAGAAAAUGUAUAAGGUCUGGUCUUUGAGGACAUAUGUUUUGCUGCUAAUGUAGAUUUUGAGAAGAAGAAUACCUAGAUGCAUGCUCAUUUUGCUUUUUGGCUAAGCUUUAACAAAAAGACAAACAAUAAACCAUUUCCCUGCCUCUGCAACAUCUUUUUUUCCCCUCCUUUUCUUCUUGCAAAAACGGAACUUUGAAGACUGUGAAUAUAUGUUCCAAAGGACAUUUUGGCUGAUUUUUUUUUUCUUUUUUCCCCCCCAAACAGACCAAUGUUUAAAGCCAAUGAUCUCUGACGUUUGUAAAGAACAGUGCAUUCCAAAUACCACAUCUGCAUUUGUUGACUUUGUUUUCUCUUAAGCAAGGACUGAUUCUAUGUCUUUCCUUUUUAUUUGGAUCCUAUUCUAUUUGAUCUCAUUUCUAAGAUGACUGUAAGCUGUUGUGUAAAUUUACCAUCGUGGGUUGCUAACAUCUCCACUCAGUUCCCUCGUUUGAAGUUACGGUCCGGGAGGAGGCUGGGGGUAUGAGACCCUCUGUGACCAGUAAAGGUUGUUGCUCACUUGAAUGAGAUGAAGUAAUAGUGGUUACCAAAAAUGUACAUAAUACAUGUGGUACAGACAUGUGUCUCGCCGGUUUAGUGUCAUCAUGCCUAUCAAUUUAUAACAAGACUCAGAAGGAAAUAAAGGCUGUUUAGCAAAGUCUGGAGUGGCGGCCUCCCAUCCUGGGAUAUCAAGCAGGGACUUGGCCCAGGUUUCUGCAGGGUGUUAAGCCAUUUCCAUGCAUGAAAUAUGGAUUACAGGUUACCAAGGGACAUCUUCAUUCCAAAGCAUUAUAAGACUGACAAAGGCAGGAGUCUCUUUGAAGAUGUCCCUUGUUUUAUUUGGGAUGGUGAAAAGGUAUCUCAAUGCCUUUAUGUCCAAAGAGGUCAUUCACUCCAACUUAUUACAAUGGAAAAGAAUAUGCUUUACAGAAAUCAUUCUACCCUCUCAUAAAAGCAAAACCUUUUUUAAAUCUUUAAUUUCUUCACCAAAACAAAUAUUUCAAUUUGUGAAUAACUGCUCUUGGCCACAAGUGUAUAGCAAGUGUAUUUGGACUAAUUAAUACAUUGCCGCAAUCUCGGAAGUGUGUCUAAAGUGUUGCGUCUCGCAGAGCAAUGUUAUUUGGUGUUAAUACUUGCGCAUGCUAUUGAAAUUGGUUAGAUUUGGUCUGCAAGCUUGCCACUCCUUUCAAGUCCUGUUACCUAGAAUAUUGUUCAUAUGAUUAUUUUUUAGAAUUCUGAUGUUGUACAGAUUAUUUUUGAAUGCUUUUGCUCUAUUUUGGUUUCAAAUAAUGUAUGACAUUUAUUAUUAUUAUUGUUAUUAUUAUUAUUUUCAUAUAUUUCAACUAUUUGUAUGUUAUUUUAUUUUUCUGUAUAUUAUUUCUUUCCUCAUAUAAAUUAAUGUUUAACACCAGCUUUAAAUUUGAAUCGCUUUUUUAUCUUUAAGACCUGGCCACUUUAUGGUGUAAUAAUAUUCCUAUGUUUGCUUGUUUUUUCAACACUGAUCUUCUCUUUCCAAAGUCUUUUUUGUUUUGUUUGUCUCUGGGCUCUCUUGUGAGAGACAAAGUUAUGUCUUCACAAUCAAUUUAGCCAGCAUGGACUGUGUUAGAGUGUGUGUGUGUAUGCGCGUGUGUGUAUGUAUGCGUGUGUAUGUCAGAAGAGCCAGCAUCAGUUUGCAUUUUUAUACUUUUUUUUUUUACUUUAAUUUCAAACCAAAACACAUGGAACUGCAUACCUGGAUCUUCAGUAAGUUGUUGAAGAUUUAGAUGAAUCAGAUAUUAAAGUAACAAUAAUUAGAACAUGCGGAGAACGAUGAUACUGAAGCACUGAGCAGUUUUGAGUCUGAUUUAUUGUAUGAAUGUGGCCAAAGCGUAAUGCAGUUGAACAAAAAAAGGAAACGUUUCUGUUUGUGCCCCCUGACCAGUGUAUAUUUAUUGUGGCACGACACAUCACACGGCUGAGAUGCGUCUACUCACAUUGGGAUACUUGAUUUUUGUGGACAUUUUACAGAGAUCGUAAAAGACAGGUUUUGCUGUAGAGGUCAUCCUUUUGCCCACUGUGAAAAAAACAUGUAUACAGAUAUAGAUAUAUUUAAAAAGAAGAAAUCGACUUUUUUGUUCAAAAAUGACAAAGAAGGAAAAAAAAAAAGUAGAUUUGAACUCUGGGAAACUUUGGAGACGUCUGAGAAGGCUGUGGGCACACCAAACUGGGACAGGGGAGCCAAAGGCAGACAGGGGCUGAGGCGGCUCGGGGCAGCACCGAGACCUUAUUUGAUCACUGACAAGUCCCCAGUGGGGACGGACUCUGGAACAGUGAGCAUUUGACGAAGAGCGCGUAGAGAGAGAGGAAAGAUCUCGGCUAUAGCGCUGAACCCCAGUAACUCGAGCCGCCCACACCCCACCCCCCACACCCCCUACCUUGUUUCUCUCUGUGUCUCCCUCUCUGCCCCGGCUCUACUUCUGCUUUGAUGGACAUUUUACGCACUUCUGAACAGGAUGGACAGUGACACUUGCUUCUUUUUUCCUUUCCCCCGUUCACGUUGUUGCUACCUGUUCCAUUUCCCCUUGCUUGGCUCACUGAUUGACGAAUGGCGCUCCGUGGUCAGAGGGUGGACUGACCCGCAGUGUCGCGGAGCCGGCCGAUCUCAUCCUUCUCGAACCCAUCAAAAGACGAUUCAAAACGCAAUGGGGGAGGGUGGUUUUUUUCUAGGCUGUCAUUCCUGAAGAAGCAGUUGAACACACAUACACAAACAAGCGAAACAACCAAAAUUAACAACCAAACUAACAAGCAACCAAACCAUUUGCUCCAAUUUCAAAGAUGAACUGUUACUGGAGCUCCCUGUUCCCUUUGUGACUCCUGGUGCCACAAUGUUACUUUAUUUUUCUGUUUUUAAUCCUUUCUUUUAUUCUUUUUUUUGUUUUACUUUUUGUUUUCAGUUAUUCCUCCUCCGAGCCUAACAGACAAGGCUCAGUGGCUCCAGGUAGCCCACCCGAGGGUAGAAGAAACAGCCUUGCAAUGUACAAAAAAGAGCAAGUUAAACCAAAAAUGUUGUUCUUGAUGUCUUUUCUAUACUGUAGUCUUGUUAGCUUUUUUGUUACUGUAAUUAUAUGAUGAAGAUUUCCAAACUGUACCAAAUUACAUGGAGACUAACAUACAUACACCACGUGGAACUUCAGACUUUUAAAGAAAACUUUUGUCACAAAACCUUGUUGUCCUAGUUAAGUUGAUUGUAGAUGGUAAUUGAAUAUACUCCUUUGAAAAUAUUUCAUCAAGUAUGUUUCUUGCUCAUUGUGAUACAUUAAAAAUUAUGAGCAUAAAA